CCGAACGUCGCCGGCUGCUCUUCUCUGUUCCCAGGAAACACGAAACAUUUCUUGGGUGUCCGGAGCACUCGUAGAAGAAAAUCUAGGGUUUUUGAGAAGCGGGAGAAGAUCUGCAUCGGAGAAUUUUGAGCAAGAAUCCGAGAGCAAGAUGCUGGUCUCGUUGCCUCGCCUGACGAAUUCUCUCAGAGGUCACUACGACGUCGAUCAGGCUUACCUCCAGCGCAAAACUAUCCUCCAGAAUCUCAAAUCAAGAAGAUCGCGUGAUGAUUCUGAACUUGCGCGGAAGUUGGUUCCUGGAUGGGAUGAAGCUUCAAGUGAUGUGCGCCAAGCAUAUAAACAAUUUCUUGGUGCUAUAGUGGAGUUGAUAAAUGAUGAGGUGGCCUCAGAAGAAUUUCAGGAAGUGGCAAGAGCUGUUUAUGAUCUGUUUAGGGGGCCGGAUGUGGACUAUGAUGUUACUAAGGGGAUUGCCGAGAAAAGGGAAGAGUUGCAUAGGCUUGUUGGUUACUAUGUUCCAGACUCAAGUAUUCAGAAAGUAGCUUCGUCAGCUCAGAGACUUUUUACUUUGCAGUGCACUACUGGCCAUGAGGUUGCACUCAUCCAGGAAAGGGUGGUGGAUGGGGCUGCAGAUAGUUCCAGUGAAUUUGGUGCUAAUAUUCUUUUUCAAUCUCCUUCUCGCUUUGUGGUGGACGUGCCAUUGGAACAUGGUAUAUCCUUGGCCAAUGAUUGUGGUACUACUGCUCCAUUCCCUGUGGAGCAUUAUGAUAGCAUAGUAUCUGGCCAUCAUCAUUCAAGUCCUGAUCCGGGGACAGUGAGUUUGAGAUGGCUGAAAGAUGCAUGUGAUCUUAUAGUGAAGAGGGGUGGCUCCCAGCUUUCUGGAGAUGAACUUGCAAUGGCACUUUGUCGGGUGCUCCUGUCAAACAAAGCAGGCGAUGAGAUAGCUGGUGAUUUGUUGGAUCUUGUUGGUGAUGGCGCAUUUGAAACUGUACAAGAUUUAUUGUUGCAUCGGAAGGAGCUUGUGGAGGUGAUCCAACAUGCGUUGCUCAUACUUAAAUCUGAGAAAUUGUCUUCAAGCAGUCAACUGAAGAUGCCGAGCUAUGGCACACAGGUUACCAUACAAACAGAAUCUGAACGGCAAAUUGAUAAACUUAGACGCAAAGAGGAAAAGCGUCAUAAACGUGGGGCAGAUUAUGGGAGCAUGCAUGAUUUUCCUGCUGAAAGUUUUUCUGCUCUACUUUCAGCCAGCGAGAAAAAACAACCUUUUGAUGAUCUGAUUGGGACAGGCCGGGGCCCAAAUUCUUUCUCAGUUGGUGCUCUUCCUCAGGGAACAAUGAGGAUACAUCAUAAAGGCUAUGAAGAAGUCAGAAUUCCACCCACUCCAACUGCUGCAAUGAAGCCUGAUGAAAAGCUGAUUGAGAUCACAGAACUGGAUGAGUUUGCUCAAGUUGCUUUCCGGGGAUAUAAAUCACUCAACCGCAUUCAGAGCCGUAUUUUUCAAGCAACAUAUCAUACAAAUGAAAAUAUACUAGUUUGUGCACCGACUGGUGCUGGCAAGACAAAUAUUGCUAUGGUUGCUAUUCUUCAUGAGAUCAAGCAACAUUUCAGGGAUGGAAUUUUGCAUAAAAAUGAGUUUAAAAUAGUAUAUGUUGCUCCCAUGAAGGCUUUGGCAGCUGAGGUGACAUCCACAUUCAGUCGCCGCUUAUCUCCCUUGAAUCUGGCAGUAAAAGAACUUACUGGUGACAUGCAACUCUCUAGGAAUGAGCUCGAGGAAACCCAGAUGAUAGUUACAACACCUGAAAAAUGGGAUGUCAUUACUCGCAAAAGCAGUGACAUGUCAAUGUCAAUGCUGGUGAAACUCCUAAUUAUUGAUGAAGUACACUUGUUGAAUGAUGAUAGAGGCUCUGUGAUAGAAGCGCUAGUUGCUCGAACCCUCCGACAAGUUGAAUCAACACAAUCUAUGAUACGCAUUGUGGGCCUAUCUGCUACCCUACCCAAUUAUAUAGAGGUUGCACAAUUUUUGCGCGUUAAUCCUGAAAGUGGAUUGUUCUUUUUUGAUUCAAGUUAUCGUCCAGUUCCCCUAGCUCAACAGUACAUUGGGAUUAGUGAGAGGGACUAUACAAAAAAAAUGGAACUGUUCAACUCAAUAUGCUAUGAGAAGGUAGCAGAUUCAUUAAAGCAAGGAUAUCAAGCAAUGGUUUUUGUUCAUUCUCGCAAGGACACAGGGAAAACUGCAAGAACACUGAUUGACAUUGCCCAGAAAGCAGGCGAACUGGAUUUUUUUAUGAAUGAUAAACAUCCUCAAUUUUCUUUGAUUAAGAGAGAAGUUAGUAAGUCCAAAAGUCGGGAAGUUAUUGGGUUAUUUGAAUUUGGGUUUGGUAUUCAUCAUGCUGGGAUGCUUCGAGCUGAUAGAGGCUUGACUGAGCGCCUUUUCUCUGACGGUCUACUGAAAGUUCUUGUAUGUACUGCAACUUUGGCCUGGGGAGUAAACUUACCUGCUCAUACAGUCAUCAUCAAGGGUACACAACUAUAUGAUCCCAAGGCUGGUGGGUGGCGGGACUUGGGUAUGCUUGAUGUUAUGCAGAUCUUUGGUCGUGCUGGAAGGCCACAGUUUGACAAAAGUGGCGAAGGCAUUAUUAUGACAACUCAUGACAAAUUGGCUUAUUAUUUGAGACUGUUGACAAGUCAACUCCCUAUAGAAAGCCAGUUCAUUAACUCAUUGAAAGAUAAUUUGAAUGCCGAGGUGGCCUUGGGCACAGUAACAAAUGUCAAGGAAGCAUGUGCAUGGCUUGGAUAUACAUAUUUAUUUAUAAGGAUGAAGACAAAUCCUUUGGUGUAUGGAGUAACAUGGGAUGAGGUUAUUGGAGAUCCUUCCUUGACUACCAAACAACGAUCUCUUAUAACUGAUGCUGCACGAGCCCUUGACAAGGCAAAAAUGAUGCGAUUUGAUGAAAAAAGUGGCAAUUUUUACUGCACAGAGCUUGGUCGCAUAGCCAGCCACUUUUACCUUCAAUAUUCUAGUGUUGAAACUUAUAAUUUAAUGCUUAGGCGCCACAUGAAUGAUAGUGAAGUAAUCAACAUGGUGGCCCAUUCUUCUGAGUUCGAAAAUAUUGCUGUUAGAGAGGAGGAACAGGAUGAGCUGGAAAAACUGUCUAAAUUUGCAUGCCCAUUAGAAGUAAAGGGUGGAACCACUGAUAAGCAUGGGAAAAUUUCAAUCCUUAUUCAGGUGCGCAUAUCACGUGGUUCAAUAGAGAGCUUCUCUUUAAUUUCUGAUGCAGCAUAUAUUUGUGCAAGCUUGGGUCGUAUUAUGCGUGCUUUGUUUGAAAUUUGCUUGCGUAGAGGGUGGUGCGAAAUGACAUGUUUCAUGUUGGAAUAUUGCAAAGCUGUGGAUCGCCAAAUUUGGCCUCAUCAGCAUCCACUUAGGCAGUUUGACAGGGACCUUUCACUGGAGAUCCUAAGAAAACUUGAAGAAAGAGGGGCUGAUUUGGAUCGUCUCUUCGAGAUGGAGGAGAAAGAUAUUGGUGCUCUGAUUCGUUAUGCUCCCGGGGGGAAGUUGGUCAAGCAAUACUUAGGGUAUUUCCCGAACAUCAUUUUGUCUGCCACUAUAAGUCCUAUUACCAGAACCGUUCUUAAGGUAGAUCUUCUUAUAACUCCUGACUUUGUUUGGAAGGAGCGCUUCCAUGGUACUGCUCAAUGUUGGUUGAUUCUUGUUGAGGAUUCUGAAAAUGACCACAUUUACCAUUCAGAUUUCUUCACAUUGACCAAGAGGAUGGCAAGGGGAGACUCUCAGAAGAUUUCUUUUACUGUACCAAUAUUUGAACCACAUCCACCACAGUACUUUAUUCGAGCUGUUUCUGAUUCUUGGUUACAUGCAGAGUCACUGUACACUGUGUCUUUCCAUAACCUCACAUUGCCAGAGACACAAAUAUCACACACUGAACUUCUUGAUUUGAAACCUCUUCCUGUGAGUGCUCUUGGCAAUGAGGCUUAUGAGAACCUAUACAAAUUUUCACACUUCAAUCCAAUCCAAACAGAGGCUUUUCAUGUCCUGUAUCACUCAAAUGACAAUGUUCUCUUGGGAGCCCCGACUGGAAGUGGAAAAACUAUAUCAGCCGAGCUAGCGAUGUUACAUCUAUUCAACACAGAACCUGAUAUGAAGGUAGUUUACAUUGCCCCUCUUAAAGCUAUUGUUCGGGAGAGAAUGAACGACUGGAGAAAGCGGCUUGUUUCUCAGCUUGGAAAGAAGAUGGUUGAGAUGACUGGGGAUUUUACUCCAGAUCUUAUGGCACUAUUCUCAGCUGAUAUCAUAAUUUCUACUCCUGAAAAAUGGGAUGGUAUCAGUCGCAGUUGGCAUAGUCGAAGCUAUGUGAUGAAGGUUGGACUUAUGAUACUGGAUGAGAUACAUUUGUUAGGAGCUGAUCGUGGACCCAUUCUUGAGGUUAUUGUCUCUAGAAUGAGAUACAUAUCGUCACAGACAGAGCGCUCGAUACGUUUUGUAGGUCUAUCGACAGCAUUAGCGAAUGCCCGUGAUUUGGCUGACUGGUUGGGUAUUGGAGAAAAUGGUCUAUUUAAUUUUAAGCCUAGUGUGAGGCCUGUACCUCUUGAAGUUCACAUUCAGGGAUAUCCGGGGAAGUUUUACUGUCCAAGAAUGAAUAGUAUGAACAAACCUGCAUAUGCUGCCAUAUGUACUCAUUCGCCUGCAAAACCAGUUCUUAUUUUUGUUUCAUCUCGCCGUCAGACAAGACUUACUGCACUAGAUCUCAUUCAGCUUGCUGCAUCAGAUGAAAAUCCCAGACAGUUCCUUAAUAUGUCAGAGGCAACACUGGAAAUGGUUCUUUCACAAGUCACUGACAACAACUUGAGACAUACUCUGCAAUUUGGAAUUGGACUGCACCAUGCAGGAUUGAAAGAUAGAGACAGAUCCUUGGUUGAGGAACUCUUUUCAAAUAACAAGAUCCAGAUAUUGGUGUCUACCAGCACCCUGGCUUGGGGUGUAAACCUUCCAGCUUUUCUAGUUAUCAUUAAGGGUACUGAAUAUUAUGAUGGAAAAGCAAAGAGAUAUGUUGAUUUCCCUAUUACAGAUAUUUUGCAAAUGAUGGGUCGUGCUGGUCGACCUCAAUAUGAUCAACAUGGGAAGGCUGUUAUUCUUGUUCAUGAACCAAAAAAGAGCUUCUACAAGAAGUUCCUUUAUGAACCAUUCCCUGUUGAAAGUAAUCUGAGGGAACAUUUGCAUGAUCACAUCAAUGCAGAAAUUGUUUCUGGUACAAUCUGUCACAAGGAGGAUGCAGUGCAUUAUCUUACUUGGACAUAUCUGUUUCGUCGAUUGGUUGUAAAUCCGGCUUAUUAUGGAUUAGAGGAUACUGAAGCCAGUGCUUUAAAUUCUUACCUCUCAAGGUUAGUGCAAAGUACUUUUGAAGAUCUUGAGGACAGUGGAUGCAUAAAAUUCAAUGAAAAUUUUGUGGAACCUUUGAUGUUGGGUUCAGUAGCAUCUCAGUAUUAUCUGAGUUACAUGACAGUAUCUAUGUUUGGGUCAAACAUAGGCCCAAAUACUUCACUAGAAGUUUUCUUGCACAUUCUUUCUGCUGUUGCUGAAUUUGAUGAACUUCCUGUACGUCAUAAUGAGGAAAAUAUCAAUAGAACAUUAUCUGAAAAGGUCCCAUAUCUCGUUGAUCAACACCAUCUUGAUGACCCGCAUGUGAAAGCAAAUUUGCUCUUUCAGGCACACUUCUCCCGCAUUGAAUUGCCGAUUAGUGACUAUGUCACGGAUUUAAAAUCUGUUCUUGAUCAAAGUAUACGUAUCAUCCAGGCUAUGAUUGACAUAUCUGCAAAUAGUGGAUGGCUUUCAAGCACAAUGACUUGUAUGCAUCUUUUACAAAUGGUCAUGCAGGGUUUGUGGUUUGAAAGAGAUUCAUCCCUGUGGAUGUUGCCUUGCAUGAACAAUGAUCUUUUCAGUCAUAUCAAGAAAGCUGGUAUCUCAACUCUGCAGGACCUACUGUAUCUUCCCGAUGCAAAUUUGCAGAGGUUGCUCCGACAGUUUCCUUCUCCAGAGUUAUACCAGGAUCUUCAGCAGUUUCCACGUGUUCAAGCAAAAUUGAAGCUUCAAGAGGAAGAUGGCCAAAAGUCUCCAAUUCUUAACAUUAGAUUGGAAAAAAUUAAUUCCAAGUGCUCGACAUCAAGAGCAUUCGCCCCUAGAUUCCCAAAGGUAAAAGAUGAAGCUUGGUGGCUAGUUUUGGGAAAUGUCACCACCUCAGAGCUAUAUGCUCUGAAAAGAGUUAGUUUCUCUGACAGAUUGUUCACUCGCAUGGAGCUACCACCAACAGUGAUCAAUCUCCAGGAGACGAAGCUAAUUUUAGCAUCAGAUUGUUAUCUUGGACUCGAGCAGGAGCACUCCAUAGGAGAAUCUAAGAAUCAAUUUUCAUAAAGACUAGGAUUGGUGGUGUUGGUCCAUCAGAAAUGAAGGCAAGCUACUUAGUUGUGCGGCAUAUCAAUGACGUAGUUUGGAAGUGAGAUAUGAAGUAUAAGAUUCUGAUUACUGGCUGCGGUUUCUAUUUUCAUUGAGAAAGCAACAGCCAAUCAACCAUAUGAUUAUUUCAAGGCGAAUUCUUAGCCUCUCUGAGGUUUGGUCCGUGAAAGAAAGUGAUCCUCUGCAGCUCUGCGUGCAGAUCUGAAGUUAGUGGUCAAAUGUAUAGCCCAACACUUUCUGGUGGCUUGACAUGGUUUAAACAUGCCCAACGGCUGUUUCUGAGGUGCACACUUUCCUCCUCUAAGAUGAGCUCAGCUGGUCUGUGUUUGGCUAAUUGCAUGGAUUAUCUUUGUAGGCCACGAAAUAUGAUUGGAGCGGCUCAUUCCUAGUUAAUUUUGCAGUCACACACAGUCCAAGAGUGAUGAUAUGCAUGUCUCUGAAGCUUAAAGCAGUCAAAACCAGAAUGCAAUUUAAAUUUUCGGAAGGGCAAAAUUGAUUGCUCGCCUUCAAAAUACUUUCCUCACUCAUGCAUAUAAUCUUGACCUAGUUUUUAAUUAUUUGGAGUUACUCCAUUUUCAGUUCUUUAUCAUCAAAUUAAAUUCUCGAGUAUGUGAAUUUUUCUAAAGUUUCAUGAGACUAUUAAAUCAUAUUGUCUCAAUAUGGGGCAAAUUGAAUC
Phoenix dactylifera (date palm) is the source of this 7133-nucleotide messenger RNA. RefSeq names its product U5 small nuclear ribonucleoprotein helicase. NCBI's taxonomy places the organism in Eukaryota, Viridiplantae, Streptophyta, Magnoliopsida, Arecales, Arecaceae. The record is from RefSeq and is a predicted model, not a curated record. Gene Ontology annotation, molecular function: ATP binding; nucleic acid binding; ATP hydrolysis activity.